Ixodes scapularis (black-legged tick) is the source of this 760-nucleotide messenger RNA. Its product is annotated as cytochrome P450 2K4-like. Bases 1 to 753 code for a protein of 250 amino acids. The transcript has 4 exons. The record is from RefSeq and is a predicted model, not a curated record. Lineage: Eukaryota; Metazoa; Arthropoda; Arachnida; Ixodida; Ixodidae. Gene Ontology annotation, molecular function: oxidoreductase activity, acting on paired donors, with incorporation or reduction of molecular oxygen; iron ion binding; monooxygenase activity.
AUGUGGAUCGUUUCGCUGAGCGCAAUUUUCGGGACCGCCUUGGCGCUCGUUUUGGCUUUCUUAUUGACGAGGAAGAGCGAUGGACGUGGAAAAGCAGGAUUGGUUCCAGGCCCAAGAGGUUUUCCGAUUCUCGGACACUUGCCCUUCAUGAGGAAAGGCAUUCUGGGUGGCAAGUGCGUGGAAUGGGCGAAGAAAUAUGGUCCUAUUUUCAGAAUAAAGGUCGGAGUGGUAGACAUAAUCAUGCUCAACGAUUAUCCGUCAAUCGAAAAAUUCCUGUGCGAGAAAGAAGUUCUCUACCGCCCUGAAAACAUGGUGUUCUGCGACAACGAAAUCACCGGAUUGGCUACCCUAAACGGACAGGCGUGGCUGGACAACAGGCGCAUCUGCAUUCGCGUUCUCCGUGAUAUGGGUUUUGGAAAGAAGCCCAUGGAGGAGCACAUCAAGGAAGAGUCCCGGCACCUGGUCAAGAGGCUAGAAGGAACCGACGGCUCUGCCGUCCUAGUACAAGGGCACGUCGCCGCGAGCACGUCCAACAAUGUGUCGGCGCUGGUGUUCGGCAGCCUCUAUGACUUCGAAGACCCUAGACGGAAGGCCAUGGUCGAAAAUUUGGAGGAAUUUAUGAAGGCGUUAGGCACGGGCGCCAUGAUCGAGUUCUUUCCCGAAUGGAUCAGGGCCGUAGUUAUGGCUCUCCCUUUCGCGAGAGUCGUCGCCAUCAAGAAAGUCAUUAGGAACCUUAUAGAGCUCACCAGGUAAGGUCAUC